UCUUGUUGCUGAGGUAAACAACACUUUAUCAGAUAGAAAGAUUUACUAUUUAAAUUUUCUAAAAUAUGUGAAAUACUACAUCGAAUAGCAAUUUCUAAUUAUUUUCCAAGCAAUGGCGACCGGUCACAUCCUUCCGGGUUAUGGAAACCCUGUAACCAGAUUGAAAAGAGCUCAAACUGCUUAUCCACUGGAUAAAACAAAACUGAGAGAAAUUGCAGAGAGAAAUGUGGGAACCUUAGAAAAAAGAGACUUGGAAAGUAUAAGACAAAAUGCAAGGAAUAUGUGGCUUGCGCCAAAUUAUGAGCCUACAACAUAUAAUUCAGUUCACCAUCAUUUGACGCUGGAUGAACCAACAGCAUCACGGCCAAGCUCACCUUCAAGACGCCACAAACCCCACCCUAAACCUGUGUUCCUUAUCAAUCGUCUUCACUAUGUUCCCGGCUACCACAACCCCGACACAACUGUCGGCAGGGAUCCGUACAUAGUUGAUGACAGUUAUCCUGAAGAGGAGCGCCAACUGCGACGUCACCAAAGGGAGAAAUUCAUUGCACGCCCAAGGACAGCUGCUGUCAACCAGUACAGUGAACCCUAUGCACCACUGACAGAAUCUGUGGGGCCAGUAGAAGCAUGGGGAGCCCAAGCCUGGCUGAAAACAGCUGAUGACAACUACCAACAUGAGGUUGUGAAUGCCAUCCAAGAUUACAGGGACCAAGAAUUGUUUAAUGUUUCAAAGUCCCCGGUCCCUGCCCCACCCCAAGCUAUGGACGCCACACCAAGGCCUUACACUGCCAUCCCAUCCAUGACCAGGUGGAUGAAACAGGCUGGGGUCAGAGAAGCCCAGGAUGUUCGCAAGAUUCUGUACGGUGGCUACCCUCCCAGCACCAUCCAACCCCUGGGCAGCCUAGGAACACCACCCACCCUCUCCCAACGACGCCAGCAGGUGAUGGACAACGUGCGCAAGGCGAGAUAUGUGCACAAACCGACACGUGGGGACUUUCUUAUACAUCCAGAGUGGCCCCCAAGUUUCCCACAUCAUAAGAUUGACUAAGAUAGGGUGGUCCAGGGAAAACUGUUUAUGUGUGAAUAUUUGUAUUGUUCAUGUAAUUGAUAUGUUAAUACAAAAGUUAUAUAACUGACUUACUGUUCAGUAGGGUGUGAUAUUUUUGAUAAACCAAUUUAUUUGAUACCUGUUAAAUUUACAUCUAAAAUAUUGCAUGAUUUAAUCAUUACAUAUGGAAACCAGAAAAAAAACUCCAAUCACACAUUGUGUUUUCUGAUUCCCUAUCACAUAGUAGCCUAGUGCGCAUGGGCAAAUCUACUUCCUCAAUACUAUGCGGAAGAAACUGGAUGUUUGUUGCCAAUUUUAAAUGCUUUUGUAAAGAAAAUUAUUACACAUUUUAUUUAGAAAAAUACUGAGAUAACAGGAAUCUGUGGAAUUGUAUCACUUCUUGUAUUUUUGUUUAGAUACAUCUCAUUUGACCUUCUUGUGUGAUAUGGACAUAUCUACACCUCAACUUCCAUUCCUUAAAUGAACCGCCUUUCGGCAAUUGCGUUCAUCAAUCGAUGAACGCAACAUCUUCGGAUAUGUUCGGAUCGUAAUUCAUUGCAUAACAAUAUACAUGAAAGCUAUUGAUCUUGUUAUUGGUUGUAUUGUGUCUGCAGGUCCCGUAAAAUAUAGAUCAACAUUUUUAAAAGUGUAAGUUUAUUAUAUCUUAAAUAUAUUGGUACCAGAAGUGUUUUAAUUUUACGUUUUAAAGUGAUUUCAAGUGGUUGAUCUUUUCCCGCGUUAUUGUGAAGUCAUUUGAAAAAAACGUUUCUGGUUAUAGUCGGGUCGUUCUAUUUACAGAAUGGGUAAGAACAGAUUACUGAAAGGUUUUCUUAAAUGAAUUGAAGUAUUUUUUUAACAAUUAUUGAAUGAAAUAAUGAACUAUUGGUGUAAAUAUAAGGAAUGAAUUGCGGGGUUGAUGUCAUUAUCGGGGAUAUGAACACAAUUGGGUUGGUCAAAGUACGCGUGGAGUCCUUCGGACUCCACACACAUUGACCAACCCAAUUGCGUUCAGACCCCGAUAAUGACAUCAACCCCGAACUUCAUUCCUUAAUUAACCCAAGCAACUCAAAGUCAUACAACCCCACCAAACAACCAACUUAAAUAAUAUUUCCUGUGUAUUAUGAUAUGGAGCAAGUGAUAUAAAUGUUGCUUUAGUAUGAUUAUGGUAUAAUUGCGCGUCCCUGUGAAUGCAUUUUAAAAAACCCUGAUAGCUUUAAUCAUUGCCCCUUAUUUAUUAUUGUGAUAUACUGCGAUUUUGCAAAAUUUCCAUCCCUACUGUUCAGCAAAUUUUGGUAAUUAUUGAUGAAUUGAAACGAAUCAAUUAACCAUUUUAAUAUCCUUUUUUUUCCAAAAUAAAUAUCAUUAACUUACAUUUGAACUAAUGUUUUAUUCAGCUUAAUUAAUGUGAGUUGGAUUCAAUGUUUCAGAUUUUUUCAGUCGGUGAUGUUUUAUAAUUUAAUUGUACUUUAACCAAAUACUGAACAUUUACAAACAUGUUAUCUCUUUGUACAUUUUAGGCAUUUUAUAAUUAUUGAGUGUAUCCAUAUACAACCAAAGUGCUAGAAUAGUAAUUUUAAGGAAAUAAUGUAUUUAGUAGGUAAAAGUAAAUGCUUUCGAAAUAAAACCAGAAAACAAAUCUUUAAUUUAAUGAACAAUUCACCCAAGAUAUCAGUCCAAGGUCUUCCAAAUUGAACUGAUUUUGUUUGCCCAGCAAGAGCACAGUUUUCAUUUAUCCCAUUUUAACUUCAACUUGUGCAAUAUGCAUAUUUUGAAUGGACAUGUUCAACAAUUCUUUUUUACACAUUUUUAUCUAUGUACAUGUAUACAUAAGUCAGAAGUUUCACCUAUACUGGAAAGCACUGAACUAUAUAUAUUUAUAUGUGAUUUAUACUCUGUAUCAGAUUUGAAUUUGUGCAUGGUGUUUAUAGACAGAAUUUGAUGUGCUGAGUGUGUUAUGAUGCUCACAUAAUACUCUUGUAUCAGUUAUGUAUCAGAAUACAUUGCAUUUAUUGUGUAUAAACAACUUUCAUUAUGGCUUGGUUAUAUUAUACACCAGAUAAUAUGUAAUUAUUAACCAAAAUGCAUAGAAGUCACAGGAUUCAAUCACUAACCAAAUAAGAAUAUGUUUUCCUUUAAUAAUCCAUUUAUUAGUAAUAUUGUUAAAAAACACACUAACUUUCUAUGGCUGUUUCUGGUAAACUACAAUAUACAAUAUCACAUCCCAUAGUGCGUACUAUGCUUUCGAUAAAGUUUAACAAAUAAUAAACCUUGUAUACUUUUCAAUUUUAGAAUCAUUAAGUAUGAUUUUUGAUUCCGAUGUCCCGGUAAGCUGUUUUCGAUCAGAAUAGUAAAUUUUCAAUUCCAAUUAUCAAUCAUGUAUUUGAUGUGUAUUGAUCAUUCUUCCAAGCAGUUGUCAUAUUCAUAUGGAAUUGCCAAAGCUGGAAUUCAGAUUGUAUUUGUUGUCUGCCAAUAUGCCUAGUUAGCAUUGCCAAAAUGUAUGUUGCUUAAGUUCUGUAGUCACUUAUAAUUGCCAGUUUGUAGAAACUUAUAAUUGCCAGUUUGGCAAGUUGUCAUUUUUUUACCACUCAUGGUUCAAACAACUAAUUCACCAGUAUUAUUAGGAUUAUUUAGAUGCACCUCAUAAUUCAUAAUUAGAAAAUCUGUCUGGCCCUCAUAAAAUUGUUGUAAACAUUUUGAUGGUUCAGUGACUUUUUUGCAAGAGACAUGAAACGAAAAAGCUGAAAAUAAAUUUUCAGACUAGUAAAAGCUGUCAGUUUUUGCUUUCUUGUUAAACGUGAUAAAAACGUUCCUACACCUAUGAUUUAUUGAAUGUAAUCAUUCCACUGUAGCUUUGUUUUUGCAUUUGAAAAUUGUAAUUUUUCUUUGAAGGAGCAUUUUCACUGUUAUAAAUCUUCAUGCCUUGCAAAUAGAAACUAUAUCUUAAUGUUCCAAUUGGUGUUACAUGUUCUUAGGUAGUUUUAGCUGAAUUUUGCUUGGAUUUAAUCUUGUGUGCAUUAGUUGUUACUGUUUUAAAUGAUGUUAUCUACCAUAUGUUAUGUUACUGUUAAAAAUCGUUUAUAUCAAAAGUUUAUUAUUUUGUUUAAAUUAGAAACCCGUGAUAUUUUUCAAUAGAAGCCAAAUAAAAUAUUUA
Molecule: messenger RNA, 4199 nt
Organism: Mya arenaria
Lineage: Eukaryota; Metazoa; Mollusca; Bivalvia; Myida; Myidae
Exons: 7
Coding region: 113-1048 (311 amino acids)
Source: RefSeq, a predicted model, not a curated record